This is a messenger RNA of Neltuma alba, 2156 nucleotides long. Its product is annotated as receptor-like protein 51. The record is from RefSeq and is a predicted model, not a curated record. Bases 113 to 1432 code for a protein of 439 amino acids. NCBI's taxonomy places the organism in Eukaryota, Viridiplantae, Streptophyta, Magnoliopsida, Fabales, Fabaceae. The transcript has a single exon. Gene Ontology annotation, molecular function: protein binding.
CCUACCGUUGUAUGUUCUCACUUUCCACUCCGACCCAUCUCUCUCUCUCUCUCUCCCCGCGCAGCCCAAGCCUUGCUUCUCUCUCUUCUUCUCUGUUUCUGAUCUCUGAGCUAUGAGACCUCCGUCGCCGCCUCUCCUCAUUCUCUUCCUCCUCGUCUUCCCCACCAUUAUCUACUCUGCCACCGAGUCUCCUGCUUCCUCACCAUCUCCACAUUCUCCCUCCCCUUCUUCUCCCUCUCCCUCUUCCUCACCUUCUUCUCCUUCUCCCUCUUCCUCACCUUCUUCUCCCUCGUCGUCUUCCUCCUCUCUCGACCCUAAGCAACUCAGAGCACUUCAAUCCCUCAACAUACCUAUCUCCAAGGACCCUUGCUCCCGCAAUGCCACUCUUUGCGACUCUUCUAAACCCUUUCGCCACAUCGUCUCCCUUCGUCUCUCUAACUGCUCCUCCUAUGUUGCUCUCUCCUACACCGCCCUCAAAUCCCUCUCCACCCUUCAGUCUCUGCAGCUCCUCAACUGCCCCGUCACUCCCAUUCGCUUCCCUCCUGAACUUAUUGCCUCUCUUCGCUCUUUCUCCUGCGUCAGAAGCCUCCGCAAGGUCUCGGGCGUUUGGCUCUCCCGCCUCGAGAACCUCACCGAUCUCACCGUCUCCGAUGUCCAGGUCAAAGCUUCGGGUCCUUAUGUUAUUCUUGGACACAUGAAUAAGCUCAAGUCUCUCACCAUUUCUCGCGCCAAUCUCACUGGUAACCUUCCCAAAUACAUCGAUUCCAAUCUUACCCAUGUGGACUUCUCUGUUAAUCAACUGAAAGGAAGCAUACCCACCUCUAUUACUAUGCUGGAUGGUCUGGAACACUUGAAUCUUUCGUCCAAUGAGCUCCAUGGUGAAAUUCCCCCUGCUAUAGGAAACUUGAUUUCGCUUAAAAGCCUCUCUUUGGCUUCAAAUUCGUUAUCUGGGCCUAUCCCGGGCUCAGUAUCGGCUAUACCGGGUUUGACUCACAUGGAUCUGAGCUCAAACCAGCUCAAUGGGACGAUUCCCAAGUUCAUUUCACAUAUGAAGAAUCUCAAGUACUUGAAUCUGGCUAAUAAUAACCUUCGUGGGGUUAUGCCUUUUAACUCGACGUUUAUAAAGGGUCUGACAGUGCUCAAGCUGAGUGGAAACAGCAAUCUGUGCUAUAACCAUUCGGUCCUGUCCUCAAAGUUGAAGCUUGGCAUUGCCCCUUGUGAUAAGUAUGGAAUGCCGAUGUCUCCUCCGCCAUCAAAGGAGUCCUCUGCAGAUGAUAGCAGUGAUUACGACGACAGUGACGAGGAUGAUAAUAGCAACAAGAAAGAGCAUCACCAUGGCCCAAACAAGGUCGUUCUUGGUGUGGCGAUUGCGCUUUCUUCCAUCGUCUUUCUCAUUAUUUUCUUGAUCCUCUGCUCAAAAUGUUGUCGGUGAAGAAAUAUAGGGUUAUUUGCUUUAUAGUUUAGAUUAGGACAAUCGAUAAUUUAUGUGGAUCAUUGUUUGAUAUGUUCAUUAGACACCGGAGAGUAUGUCCUGAGAAAGGGAGAAAGGAAUUUGAGAAGAAAGGUGAAAGGUGAUUGUCAAAACAAAGACGGAAAAAAAAAAUGAAAUUCAUCAAUUCUUUUGGGGGUGAAUGGGUGUAGUGUCCAAUAAAAGACGAAGAUGAAAAAUGUGGGUAAUCAUUAAGCUGGCGUUCUAUUCUUAGUUGCUUAGAUCAACUACUUGUGCAUUGCAACAAGUUUACUUUGAAUUCCAUGCUUUGUCACUGUAUCACUUGCUCUUUUGGUCAAAAAGGGAGAGGUGGUGCGUGUAAUACCUCGAAAGAUAUAUUUACGUGUGCUAUAUGAGCAAUAACGACCCACUCAUUUUAGUUUCAGUUUCUCUUGCUAAUUGCGCCAUGGCAUUUAAUCUUUCUCCUCUGUUCCUUUGGUUGCAUAUUUAGCUUUGUUGGAAUAAUAGUGUUUUAUUUAUGUUCUGUACAAGCCCUAUAGGAAGUGUAAGCCAGGUGCAGCUUACGCCAAAUGAAAAGUCUGUACUGCCAUCUAUUUCAUAUGAAGCUUUCCUUUCUUUUUUUUGUCAAUUUAACAUCCAAAAUUGAAUCCUAAGAAUCGUUUUCAUUUGUAUGUCCUAUAUGUAUCCAUUUUAUUGCCCUUGAACA